Verticillium nonalfalfae is the source of this 3222-nucleotide messenger RNA. RefSeq lists its product as uncharacterized. Gene Ontology annotation, biological process: chromatin remodeling. NCBI's taxonomy places the organism in Eukaryota, Fungi, Ascomycota, Sordariomycetes, Glomerellales, Plectosphaerellaceae. Gene Ontology annotation, cellular component: cytoplasm. The coding region runs from base 1 to 3222 and encodes 1073 amino acids. The record is from RefSeq and is a predicted model, not a curated record. The transcript is spliced from 2 exons.
AUGGCCAACAUUUCACCAAACCCUGCCCGCAAUGAGUUCUUUCAACAGCUCAAACCCUGCUGCGUGUCCAUAAGCCGGAUAGCGAUUGAUCCACCAAAGGGAGCCACAGCAAUUCGCCAUCUUGUCGACCUGAUCGAAGAGCUUCACGGCAUUAUCAGUUCCCAAAUCAACCGUGAUGCUUCCGUCUUUGACGACAAGCUGGCCGAUUAUGUUUUUUUUCCCCUGUCCCACGUCUUCAGAAACCAGGAGGGCUAUCCUGCCCGUCUCUUGGAGGCUGCCCUCAGGUGUCUUACCGCCAUCACUGUUCAUGGCUGGAAGGGCAGCAUCUCACCCCAGAUCGUCGAGCAGCUUCUCAUCCUGCUGACUUUUAUUGUUGGGGGGGCACCCGGACAGAACGACCAGCAUAACUCUCCAGAAGAGACGACACUGGAAGCUCUCAGGGCGCUGACAGCCUUGAUUACAGCGGCAGGCUCUUCUGCCGCUGCCGCCGCGUCCCUCGUCGAUGCCAAAACCAUCCCGGCACUGGGACAUGGCGUCACGGUGGUCAUCGACAGUGUAGCCAGUGGAAGAACACCGGAAAUCCAGCUGGAAUCAUUGCGAGCGCUCCAGGCGGUAUUCGGUAGCAUCAAAGACCACGCUGCGCUGGCCACUCUGUUACCGGGUGUCGUCUCGGCCCUCACCAAGCUGCUGUCGAUGCCAGCCCACGAGAAGACGCGGGUACUCGCGGCAGCCAUCACGACCUUGAGGCUAGUCCUUGUUGCCGUUCUCGGUGACAUGAGAACGAGAGCCAUCAGCAGAGAAAUUGCCAAAGACUCUGAAGCUGACAACCAGAAAGUGCUGAGUCGGCCAUGGCUAAACGCUACCGUUGCUCAAAUCAAGCUGGCUCUGGCCUCCGUCAUGAAGCUUCGCAACAGCAAGACCCACGAGGUCCGCGAUGCACUCGCAAACUUGUCCCUGACGCUUCUCGAUGAGUGUCACACGACCCUAGAAAACUGCAGUUCCAUUCUGGUCGAAUCAGCCACCAUGUUGGAACCCGAGGAAGACGCACCAUCCACCCUCACCACUAGCCUACAGGAUUUGGCGACCAUCUAUCCUGAACUAGCGGAAGUAAUUAAGGUCACGGUAUAUAACUGGCUGACCGCCCUGCCGCGAAUCAUGCAGUCGGCCGAAGAAGAGAAGAAGCAGGCCGCGAUUCGUAACGUCCUGAAGGGCACCGAGUUGGUGUCACGUUUGCAACUGGAUUCUUCCACGCUCAGUGACGCCGUGUCUAUGGCCCUGCGAGACAGUGUGUCCUCCCUUCUGGCUGGCGACGGUCAGAAGCAGGUGGUUCAGACUGUGUCGUCGAGCCUCGUCCCGCUUUCGGGGAAAGAUCUCACCCGGGCCGAUAGUACUGCAGCGGACUACAGCUUGAUAGUCCUUGGCCAUGAGAGUCAGAUAACCACAAGAUCUGAACUGUUGAGGUUGAUCUCUAAAGUCGGAUCUGCGUCUCAACAAGUGAAGCUGUCGCUCGAUAUGCUGGACCACUCGCAAGAACUGACAGAUGCAGCCCAAGUCUCUUCCCUCUGGCUAUCCUUCGAGCUUGUCAAAGCUGCCUUCACUCGGACUUCUGACGUUGAUGAUUAUCUUGACCUGUCAUCGGUCACUACAGAGUCGGAAGAUCCUGAGACAGCCUUGCGCGAGCUUUAUGCCCUCUCUGUGUCAUUCAUAGACGCUAGCAUGGAAAAUACAGAUGUCGAUUGGCGGCUUGAGGCCGUGGCGCUCGAGGUAGUGGCCUAUGCAGCAUCUCGCUCGAGGGAAGCAUUCCGACCCGAACUCAUCGAUGUCUUAUACCCCAUUGCAGCUUUUCUGGGUUCAUCAACCCCCCAAAUUCGAGAACACGCCAUGACAACCUUGAACAUCAUUGCGAGCUCUUGUGGUUACUCGAGUGUUUCAGAGCUCAUUAUAGAAAACGUUGACUACAUGGUCAAUUCGGUUUCACUUCGGCUCAACACGCUCGACAUUUCACCGGCGUCCACCAAGGUUCUUAUUAUGAUGACCCGCCUCACAGGCCCUCGCCUUAUACCAUAUCUGGACGACGUGGUAGCCUCCAUAUUUGCAGCGCUCGAUAAUUACCACGGCUACCCUGUCUUCGUCGAGAAUCUCUUUGCCGUUCUCAAGGAAGUUGUUGAGCAGGGCGUCAGAUCUGAUAGACUCCUCCUCGAGGGCCGCCAAAACGGCUCUUCGGACCACGUGAAGCGGCGGCCCAGACCGACAGACAUUAAUGACAUUGUUGCCUACCUCGAUCGGCGCGCUGAACGGAAGAAAUUGCAACAACAAGAUGAAGAGAACAGCACGGUGCAGGGUCACCCUCCUCGACCUUGGGGCCCUGAAGACGAGAAGCAGGAAGAAGAUGACGAAGCCGGCGGCGGCGAAGUCGAACAGGAGAAGCCCCCCAAGACACCAACGUAUGUUCUUCUGGAGAAGGUAGCAAUACUAACACAGCACUAUCUGACCUCCCCAACCCCGACUCUCCGCAAGUCGCUCCUCGACCUCCUCAUCACAGUCGCGCCGGCUCUCGCCGCCGACGAAGAUUCUUUUCUACCCCUCAUCAACACCGUCUGGCCCGUCGUAGUAGCCCGCCUGUAUGACGCCGAAUCUUUCAUCAUCAUCGCCGCAUGCGACACCCUCGCCAUCCUGUGUGCUACGGCGGGUGACUUCCUCGCGUCCCGCAUCAAGACGGAGUGGUCGGAUGCUCUCCACAAGUGGUGUCAAAAAAAGAAACAAGAGGCUCUCGACAACCAGUCUCGCCAGAGCCAGGUCCGCGGAAAGGCCGCCCUCCUCCACGAUGUCGCGCCCGUUCACAACGUCGUCGUACCGGCCCGUGCAGGUGGCACGCGUGAGAUGAAGACUGCAAUUACGAAAGAUAUUUCGCGGUCUUCGCCGUCCUCAGGCGGCGGUCUCGGCCGCUUUGCGUCGGCGGCGCAGACGUGGGAGGCUGUGGUUCGGCUGCUCAUCGCCAUUGUGCGUCACGUGCGGAUCGAGGAUGAAAUCUACGACGGCGUGCUGGCGCUGCUGGCGGAUCGACUGGAGCACGACAACGAGGCACGCGAGGCGCUCGAGGUCGUCAAUGCUGACGCGGUUUGGUUCUGUCUUUAUGAAAGGGGAGCUGUGGAGAUCCUUCCCACGCCAGUGAUGGAGGGUGUGACUUUCCCUGACAUGAUUCAGUACGGCUCUCAAGCAUGA